CAGUAGCGGCAGCGGCGCCUGCGGAGCCAGUGUGAGGCGGCUGAACCCGGCUGCGGGCCCCGGCAGGGCGCGGCGGGAUGGAGGUGGCGGGGGUGUCGGCGCCCACGGUGACCGUUUUCAUCAGCAGCUCCCUGAACAGCUUCCGCUCUGAGAAGCGGUACAGUCGCGGCCUCACCAUCGCUGAGUUCAAGUGUAAACUGGAGCUGGUGGUGGGCAGCCCUGCCUCCUGCAUGGAACUGGAGCUGUAUGGAGUUGACGACAAGUUCUAUAGCAAACUGGAUCAGGAGGAUGCACUGCUGGGCUCGUACCCUGUAGAUGACGGCUGCCGCAUCCACGUCAUUGACCACAGCGGUGCCCGCCUUGGGGAAUAUGAGGAUGUAUCCAAGGUGGAGAAAUACACAAUCUCACAAGAAGCCUACGAGCAGAGGCAAGACUCAGUUCGCUCCUUCCUGAAGCGCAGCAAGCUAGGCCGAUACAACGAAGAGGAGCGGGCACAGCAGGAGGCCAAGGCCACCCAGCGCCUCACGGAGGAGAAGGCCCAGGCCAGUGCCAUCUCUGUGGGCAGCCGUUGUGAGGUGCGGGUGCCUGGGCAAUACCCUCGCCGGGGCACCAUCAUGUAUGUAGGACUCACAGAUUUCAAGCCUGGCUACUGGAUCGGCAUCCGCUAUGAUGAACCGUUAGGGAAAAACGAUGGCAGUGUGAAUGGGAAACGCUACUUUGAAUGCCAGGCCAAGUACGGCGCCUUUGUCAAGCCAUCAUUUGUGACGGUGGGCGACUUCCCAGAGGACGACUACGGGUUGGAUGAGAUGUGACACCCAAGGAAUCCCCCUGCUCCAGUUCGUAACCUGGCCACUCUUUGUCCUCUUUAUGUGUGGCCAUGGCCCUCUUUCCCAGACCCCAUUUUAAUUUUAUUCACCUUUCCCCCGCCAUUGAUUUUUUUGAGACUCAUGCAUUAAAUUUGCCAGAAACCUGGGAAGU
This is a messenger RNA of Galeopterus variegatus (Sunda flying lemur), 978 nucleotides long. RefSeq names its product tubulin folding cofactor B (gene TBCB). The transcript is spliced from 6 exons. Gene Ontology annotation, biological process: cytoplasmic microtubule organization; tubulin complex assembly; post-chaperonin tubulin folding pathway. Gene Ontology annotation, molecular function: microtubule plus-end binding; alpha-tubulin binding. The record is from RefSeq and is a predicted model, not a curated record. NCBI's taxonomy places the organism in Eukaryota, Metazoa, Chordata, Mammalia, Dermoptera, Cynocephalidae. The coding region runs from base 78 to 812 and encodes 244 amino acids. Gene Ontology annotation, cellular component: nucleus; cytoplasm; microtubule plus-end.